GUAUGUCUGUUGGCGUGUGAACCACAAACUGUGUGUGUGAUUGUGUCUGAUUCGGUGAGUGUGUGUGGCUGCAUCGUGUGACUGUCAGUGAGCGUGUACAUCACCGUGUGAGUCUGCAAGUAACUGUGAGCCAAUCUCGGUGAGGCUCACGCUGUUCUGCAACAAUUACCACCUGACUGUGUGUGUGUGUGUGUGAGAGAGUGGCAGUAUAUAAAUGGCUGUGCGAGAGAGAUCGGGUGUGCGAGAGUGUGCGCAGGACUGCGAGAGAGCUUGAGUGUGCAGGAGACUGUGAGUGCAAGGGAUUGUAUGUGACUGAGGGAGACCGUGUGUGAGUGUGCAGGAGAAUGUGCGAGAGAGGCUAAGCAUGCAAGAGGAUGUGCAUGAGUGUGCAAGGGAGAUGAAGUGUGUGCGUGCACACUGUUCCCUGACUGCAGCAGGUCAGCAUUCCCAGGGAGAGGAAAGGGUUUGGAGAAACACAGAAGUUGCGUGAAGCGGAUAAGCCUCCAUCUGUCAACAGGAACCGCGCAUCUGUCACUGCAAAGAGGCUUUAUUUUUUCCCCAGAGUGAUGUGAUGUCCUAAUUCUGCUCAAUUUGCAGGUUGGCUGUUUGAAACCACACCGAGCCUCCCCUGCCCCAGAUUCCUGCAGAGUUCCGGAUAAUCUCACUUUGAAAUCAGGCCGACCAUGACCUUCAGCUGCCUGACACGACCCACCGGCCGCUCCUACAACUCCCUGAGUGACAUCACCGACAAGUACAGCAUCGGGCAGCAGCUGAAGGCGAAGGAGUUCUGUGAGAUCUGCCUCGCCAGGGAGCGGGUCUCCGACAGGCUCUUCAUCUGCAAGAAGUUCCAGAAGAAAGACGGGCGCAAGGUGCGGCGGGCGGCGAAGAACGAGAUCGUCAUCCUGAAGAUGGUGAACCACCCUAAUAUCCUGCAACUCAUCGACACCUUUGAGACUCGGGAGGAGUAUUUCAUCAUCCAGGAACUAGCUACCGGAGGUGACCUCUUCGACUGGAUCCUGGAACAAGGCUCGUACACGGAGAGACACGCCAGCAAUGUCAUCAGGCAGCUCCUGGAGACUGUGUCCUACCUCCAUUCCCUACGGAUCGUGCAUCGGAACAUCAAGCUGGAGAAUGUGAUGUACCACGGCGAGAAGAACCCAUCCAAGGUGGUGAUCGGAGACUUCCACCUGUCACGCUUUGAGACCGGCCCGCUGACCGAUCCCUGCGGAACGCCGGAGUACCUGGCUCCAGAGGUGGUGGCCCGCCAUCGGUACGGACGUCCCGUCGACCUCUGGGCCAUUGGAGUCAUCAUGUACAUCCUACUGUCCGGGAACCCUCCCUUUUACGACGAUACGGAUGAGGAGGAGAACGAGAGCCACGACCGGGCGAUAUUCCGCAAGAUCCUGGCCGGAGACUUUGAGUUGGACUCGCCACACUGGGAGGACAUCUCGACGUCAGCCAAGGAGCUGGUGUGCCGGCUGCUGGAGGUGGGGCAGGAGGACAGGAUCACGGCCCCACAGGCCCUGGCCCACACCUGGAUCUCCGGGAACGCCGCCCUGGAGAGGAACCUGAAGCUCGGGGUCUGUACCCAGAUGGAGAAAAACUUCGUCAAGGCCAAGUGGAAGAAGGCGAUCCAUGCGACCACGAUGAUGUGCCGCCUCCGGUCCCUGGACCAGAGUUCACCCCACAGAGCGGACCCCACCCCCCAGGUCCCAGAGAAGAUGGAUGGAACGCCGGCGGGGAUUAUCGGGACGACGAGGGACCCUCCCUCACCCCUCCCCCUGCCGGGGGAGCAGGGAGAUCCCGCAGGGCUGGGUCACGGGGAGGGCGGAGACUCCGGCAGGGAGCACGGCAAAAGAACUGAGCGGCCGUAGGGAAUAGGGGA
Messenger RNA from Pristis pectinata (smalltooth sawfish), 1885 nucleotides. Its product is annotated as caM kinase-like vesicle-associated protein. The record is from RefSeq and is a predicted model, not a curated record. The transcript has 12 exons. Gene Ontology annotation, cellular component: intracellular anatomical structure. NCBI's taxonomy places the organism in Eukaryota, Metazoa, Chordata, Chondrichthyes, Rhinopristiformes, Pristidae. Gene Ontology annotation, biological process: peptidyl-serine phosphorylation. The coding region runs from base 684 to 1874 and encodes 396 amino acids. Gene Ontology annotation, molecular function: calmodulin binding; ATP binding; calcium/calmodulin-dependent protein kinase activity.